Messenger RNA from Aspergillus sclerotioniger CBS 115572, 1530 nucleotides. It is a transcript of the gene sonA, whose product is annotated as putative nuclear pore complex protein (SonA). Gene Ontology annotation, molecular function: RNA binding; ubiquitin binding. Gene Ontology annotation, cellular component: nuclear pore. The transcript has 2 exons. The record is from RefSeq and is a predicted model, not a curated record. Bases 12 to 1097 code for a protein of 361 amino acids. Gene Ontology annotation, biological process: transcription-dependent tethering of RNA polymerase II gene DNA at nuclear periphery; RNA export from nucleus. NCBI's taxonomy places the organism in Eukaryota, Fungi, Ascomycota, Eurotiomycetes, Eurotiales, Aspergillaceae.
GUGCCGUUCGAAUGUCGCUCUUCGGUGGUGUCGGCGCGUCGGCGACCACGGCUGGUCAGACCAACACCACGGGUGAUAUAUCGAAAGAUGUCGCUCUUAAUUCUCCUCCCGAGGACAGUAUCUCGGAUCUCCGGUUCUCGCCCGCUAGUGACCAUCUAGCAGUCGCCUCGUGGGACAAGAAAGUUCGCAUCUAUGAGAUCAACGACCAGGGCCAGAGCGAAGGCAAAGCUCUGUUCGAGCACGAGGCCCCUGUUCUAAAUUGCUGUUGGUCACCGGAUGGUACGAAAGUGGUAGGAGCUGGCGCCGAUAAAGCCGCUCGUAUGUUGGAUCUCGCAGCCAACGCGACCACCCCCGUCCAAGUUGCUGCCCACGAUGCGCCCAUCAAGUGUUGCCAUAUGAUUCCGAACCCGACUGGCAAUAGUCCGCUUCUGGUGACCGGCUCUUGGGACAAGACCGUGAAAUAUUGGGACCUGCGACAAUCUACCCCAAUUGCGGCGGUGGAGUGUCAGGAGCGAGUCUACACCAUGGACGUCAAGAACAAGCUCCUCGUGGUCGGCACCGCUGACCGGUACAUCAACAUCAUCAACCUCGACAACCCCACCAAAUUCUACAAGACCAUGCAGUCCCCGCUCAAGUGGCAGACGCGGGUAGUCAGCUGCUUUUCCGACGCCACCGGCUUCGCCGUCGGCAGCGUCGAGGGCCGCUGCGCUAUCCAGUAUGUCGAGGAGAAGGACUCCAGCUCCAACUUCAGCUUCAAGUGCCACCGCGAGACCCCCCAGCGGGAAGUCAACAACAUCUUCUCCGUCAACUCCAUCUCCUUCCACCCUGUCCAUGGUACGUUCAGCACCGCCGGCAGUGACGGCACGUUCCACUUCUGGGACAAGGACGCCAAGCACCGUCUCAAGGGAUACCCUUCCGUGGGCGGCACUAUCUCCAGCACCGCUUUCAAUCGCAGCGGCAACAUCUUCGCAUACGCUGUAAGCUAUGACUGGAGCAAGGGCUACUCUGCCAACACCCAGCAACUGGCCAAUAAGGUCAUGCUGCACCCCGUCGGCCCAGAAGAGGUGAAGCCCCGGCCGGGCAACCGGAAGAGGUAAUGGAGAGGCUGGCUUGCGGAUCUGAGAAUGGGGGCGUCGUUGGGAGGGAGCCAACCUAGACUGGGCUCAGGGCUCAUUAUCUGGAGUAUCAUGCUCGGCCUAUACAUGGAUUGGCUAAGCCAUGUUCUUGCCAUGUUCUUGCCAUCUCUUUUUCUUUUCUUUUUUUAUUAUCUCAUCCACGUAUCAUGUACCCUUUUAUUAUUAUUGUUCUCUGGGAAUGCAUAUGAGCGAUUCAUUUUAGGUUAAUUGUGUUGCCUGGGGUUUCGGGGACAGGUCAUUCCUUCGAAGGAGAAGGGGAAAGAAAAGAAGAAAAGAGAGAGGAAACCCAAUGUAGCUGUUUGAGAUGGGGCUGUAAUGGGUGGAUUGUCCACCGGGCCUACAACCUGACUCUCUCUCUUUCCCAAGAUAAGAUAAGAAAAUGAAAUGAAUUUAA